Aspergillus fijiensis CBS 313.89 is the source of this 1659-nucleotide messenger RNA. Its product is annotated as putative DNA 3'-phosphatase Tpp1. Gene Ontology annotation, molecular function: polynucleotide 3'-phosphatase activity; ATP-dependent polydeoxyribonucleotide 5'-hydroxyl-kinase activity; double-stranded DNA binding. Gene Ontology annotation, biological process: DNA repair. The transcript has 9 exons. The record is from RefSeq and is a predicted model, not a curated record. NCBI's taxonomy places the organism in Eukaryota, Fungi, Ascomycota, Eurotiomycetes, Eurotiales, Aspergillaceae. Bases 107 to 1417 code for a protein of 436 amino acids.
CACUCUCCCAAUCAUCAGGUGCCCAUUCAGUUCGUCCGUGUCGCUCAACGCCUAUUAUAAAAGCAAAAUCACCAUCAAGAUUAUCCCCCGCCUGCAGCAUCUCAGAAUGGCCGGUGCUGGGGCCACCAAACGAGCAGCGUCCCCCAGUCGCGCCAUCUCUCCGCCUCCGGUCAAGCGAAAGGUGGAAUCCACCAUCACUAAGAGAGCUGUGUCCUCGUUUUUCACCCCUGCUUCACAAAAGAAACCCGAGCAGAUCACUUGGCGCGUGGUGAACAACAGCGCCAUAAUAGGUAAGUAUGUCGCUGAAGCCGAGCGCAAACAGACGGCCGAAAAGCCCAAAGUCGCUGCCUUUGAUCUGGACUCGACCCUGGUGUCCACAGCAUCAGGAAACACAUUUCCUAAAAGCUCAGCAGACUGGAAGUGGUGGCAUAGUACGGUGCCGACCAAACUCAGAGAGUUAAAUGAGAAGGGAUAUUAUGUGAUCGUCAUAACGAACCAGAAAAAGAUCAGCUUGAAAAAGGAGACCAAGGUGGGCAACGGCGACUCCAAAAGUCUUACAAACUUCAAGGAAAGAGCUGCUGCCGUUAUGAAGCAACUGGAUAUCCCAAUGAGCGUCUACGCUGCCACAGAAGAUGAUGGUUACCGGAAACCCAGAACAGGACUGUGGACAGAGUUCCUAGACGAUUACGACUUUGACAUUUCUGGUGUCGACCUCCGCCAUUCUGUUUUUGUUGGCGAUGCCGCUGGACGGCCGAGAGACCACUCGCAAGUAGAUCGUGGGUUCGCUAUCAAUGCUGGACUGUCCUUCAAGACCCCCGAGGAAUUUUUCCUGGACGCUGAUCCAGAACCACUCGUGGAACCGUUCGACCCGUCCACGUAUCUGCAAGAAGCUCCUGGUGACGAUGUGUCGCCUCCCUUUUCCGGAGAGAGCCCACUUGAAUUGGUGAUCUUCUGCGGCAGCCCGGGAGCGGGCAAGUCAACGUUCUACUGGGACUAUUUAGAACCCUUGAACUACGAACGAGUCAACCAAGACCUCCUCAAAACUCGCCCUAAGUGCAUAAAAGUGGCAAAGGAACACCUUGCAGCCGGAAAGUCUGUGGUGGUUGAUAAUACCAAUGCCGACGCAGAGACGAGAGCCCAGUGGGUUGCAGUGGCUAGGGAGUUCAAGGUGCCGAUUCGCUGCGUAUAUUUCACUGCUUCCCCGACCCUCUGCCGGCAUAACAAUGCGGUCCGUGCCGCUAACCUAUCCCUGAAUCCGGAAUCCCGUACCCUUCUUCCCGGUAUCGCCUUCGGGGACUUCCUUCGUCGUUUCAAGGAGCCUUCCAUGGACGAGGGUUUCAAAGAUAUCAUUCGGGUAGAGUUCCAGUUCCGGGGAGAUGAGGAAGCAAAGCGUCUUUGGAGCCAGUACUGGGUGUAAACAGUGAUAAACAGCUUUAUCACGAGGCAUUGCGCUGCAGUCACUCAGUCGUUCGUUGUAUGGGUUUUGCUCGGGCUUGGUCGGUUUUUUUGUUCCGGCAAAGCCACCGUCCCCGCCCCCAUCAACUGCUGGCUUUGUAUCUGCAGACAUCUUCCCAGCAGCGAGGAUCAAGAGACUUGUAUAGCGGUUCCAGGGAAUCCUGGGAGGGUAGGAGGUUUGCAGCUAUCGUGAAUAUAAAUGUC